Molecule: messenger RNA, 291 nt
Organism: Dentiscutata heterogama
Lineage: Eukaryota; Fungi; Glomeromycota; Glomeromycetes; Diversisporales; Gigasporaceae
Source: the annotation of a GenBank genome assembly
GUCAACCUAGGCUUUAUGAUGCCCAAUUAUAUACAUGAAGAUAAUAUAUUUUCUCUACAAUAUGGAGAAUCACCUAGAAAUGAAGAACCGUCUGUAAAUAAUAAACCUUCUAUAAAUAAUGAACCUUCUAUAAAUAAUGAACCUUCUAUAAAUGAUAAAUCUUCUAUAAAUGAUGAACCUGCUAUAAAUAAUAAACCUGAUGAAAGAGAAAAAAAUAAAAGAAACAAGAUAAUUCUAGUAUCGCAUAUGACUAUGUUUAAAUUAAGACCCCUAAAUUUCACAAUGAUCUGA